Folsomia candida is the source of this 2756-nucleotide messenger RNA. RefSeq lists its product as uncharacterized. The coding region runs from base 397 to 2400 and encodes 667 amino acids. Lineage: Eukaryota; Metazoa; Arthropoda; Collembola; Entomobryomorpha; Isotomidae. The transcript has 8 exons. The record is from RefSeq and is a predicted model, not a curated record.
AAUUCUGUGAGGAAAGAUUUUUAAAUUUGACGAGAUUUGUUUUCUCGACGUUGUAUAAAUGAAAUUUUAAAUAAGGUGGUGAUUGUUACAAUUAGUUGGUUUAGGGGAGCAGGGGGAUACCCGUGGGGGGGUUGGGACGGACUGGUUUUUGGACAGUUUAUAAUUUGACACAUUUAUAAUUUUUUUAGAGUCGUGAUUUAUUAACGUAAACAAUAACAUUGAACAUUAAAUUCUCGUAAUUCUCAUGGAGAGACAUCGUUCAGUUCAAAAUUGAUGUCUAUUCGGACAACUCACAGUCUUUAUGCUGUUAAGUCAGUCCCUCACUUCGUGGAAUGUUUUAAUUGUGUAGUCCCUCACUUCGGUCUGUCAUCUGUGAUUUAAUCUUUGUCUGUGGAGAUGGAGACGGAUACUAACACGCACCUGGAUGAGGAGUUGGAAGAAGAUAAGCUGUGGGAAGACUUCUUGCAAACUUUCCAGCGUCAAGAACUAACAUUGUACAGUGAUGAUGAGGGGGAUGAAGAAUUUGAAUGCGAAUAUUCCUCAUCUUCUGGCAGCGAGUCUUCUGCGAACUCUUCUGAUGGGGACGAAGGCGAAAGCGGUGAUACUGGUUCCGACUCAUACGGUUCUGAAUGUUCUGACGAUCUUCCAGGAACUUUUCCAUACAUGGAUUCCGACUCUGAUGAUGACUCAGAUCCUGACGAUCAAGAUACUAUUGCGUAUAGCAGCUGGGUCAACGGGUUGAAUGGAUUUGCUCCAGAGGUCCAAGUUAUCACGCUGGACGAUGAUAGUGAAGACGAUAUAGCUGGAGAAAUGCGUUGUUUACGCUGUCCCGAUGGACCGGCAUCGGUAUACAAGGACAAGAAUUUAUUCCUCCUUCACCGCGAGCGUCACAAAGGAAAAAAUCAUUUUGUCUGUCCGACAUGUUUAAAGCCGUUCAUACAAAUAAGUUACUGUUUUGCUCAUGAAAUCAGACUUCACAACUUGGAGCUGAAUUCGCUACAAAAUCCAGUACUUUUUGAAGCUAAUCGGUAUCGGGCCAUGAAACUGGAAUGGGAAUUAGAGCAAGAAAAAAUUGCUCAGGCGGAAGGAGGUAAUCUAAAAUCUCCCACCAGUAAGUGCAAAGUUGAGAAGGCGCCAGCUACUUUUGAGGAUGAUGCCGAUUUUUUUACCCAAAUCGACUCACCCGAUGACGGUACUGCGUCACCACCCCCACCGAAAAUUACAAAAGACACUGAUAUUAUCAAGACACCGUAUUGCACUAAUUUUACUGGUCUGGUUCUCUACCCUGAAGAGGGUGAGUAUGAGACCGACGAUGAUGAUCCCAAAUUUUACCCGGAUCAUGCAGUCCCCAGCACAGCGCUGUAUCCCUAUAGGGGUGUCGAACCAUUGUCAAUCUACGACUGUUAUGAAAUUCAUCUCCGCUUUGGGAGGAAGAAAAGAACGGCAGCCAGUACCAUUGCUAGGUGCGCCAUGGCACGUAGGCGACGGUUAAUUGAAGAGGGAAAAAUUGCCGAGGACGAUAUUGGUCGUUUCUGGAAACCUCCCAAGUUUAAUCGACCCCCAGGAUCAACGAACGGGCAUUCAAAUUCCACUGCUAUCACUGCCGGUGGCAGAGCCCCCAGAAAACGGGGUCGAGGGUCUUUGAUUCAUCUAAAUAGCGAGGCGUCGUCAUCUAUAACUGGUACUUCAAGCACUGUCAUCAACGGUAGUCGGAAGAGGAAGCAACGCUCCCCCAUCGAAAAUGGUAUUGACAAAGUUAAAAAACGUCCACCCAUUGCAAAGAAAACAAUGCAAGAAACACGACGUAAAAAGAAACCACUUGUCGUGUCCAAGAAAUUGGCACCAGUUGACGUCAAAGGCAGAACGUUUGUUGCUGGGAUUAUUGCUAGAACCUGUCUAAUCUGUGGAUUUUUGUGGACAUCAGAAGCUGAACUGAAAGCACACAGAGAUGAAUUACACCCAAAGAAGACUGUACUCGAAUUGAUGACCCUGACCAAAAACCCAACCAAAUACGAUUAUAAAGAGAAAUCUGACCCAGUGUUGGAUGAAUCUAAUGCAACCAAAAAACGUUGUCGACUUCAAAAUGAGGCAAAACAAAUAAAAUCCAUUCCAAUCCCAUUGCCAAGUCCAAAAGAGGACUUUCUCUCCAAUCUCGGGUUGAUUACUAAGGAACAAAGGGUUUAUUUGGAAUCCCUACCGAAACCAAUUCGUGGAAAGCUAUGUUACGUCACCAUGAUUGAUCUGCCGGAGGACAUAAUCUCAGAGUUAAUGUGUGACGGCAAAGUUUAUACCUGUCCAAAGAGCAACUGUGAUUUUUACGCUAAAACUCGAAAUAUCGUCAAACUACACGUCCGGUCCAAGCAUCGUGCCUGGGCACUAAGAAAUAAUGUCGAAUUAUAAAAUAAAUAAGGACGCGAUAUGGUAUAUUUUUAUAAUUAAUAUUAGUAAUUAAAAGUGCUGCGUUUAAUGCACUUUUCGCAUCGUCGCGUCGCUAGUCAGAAGAUAAAGGGAAGGCUAUUUUGGUGCUAAGAAAUGUAUUAUUAUUUAGCACCAUAAUCUCAAAAAAUUGUGAAAUCGGAUUGACAAUUUUUUGACAAAAUAUUUAGUCUAUUGAUUUACUGUGAAAUGAACUGAAAAUUGUGAUUUAGUUAAUUGUGUCUAUUUAUGUGUGAUUAAUUGUAAUGAGUCGAAUUUGAGUUAAUAACUACGAAAUUAAUAACAAAAUAAAGGUAAUCGCAACAAUUUGAAAUUAAAAA